AUGGGGAGUGACGAAGACAGGAAAGAUCGAAAACGAAAGAAUGACGAAUCCACCACAUCUUCCGAAGAAGUAGCCAAGAAGCGUCGUAGCCGAGACGAUUCCGAUGAGGAAGAUGAUAAGGACCGCAAGAGGAGCCGAAAAAAAUCCUCCAAGAGGCGCGACGACGAAAGCUCGGAUAGUGAAGACGACAACCGAAGAUCCAAAAGCAAGAAGAGAUCCAAAAAGAAGAGCAGUCGGAAACGCUCUAAACGCAAGGAUAGUGACGACGAUGACGGCAGUUCCUCCAGUUUCGACGACGAUCGCCGCCGCCGAAGUAAACGAGACAGGAAAAAGAAAAAGAAGAAACGAAAAAAGAGCGGUAGCAAACGCAGAAGAAAAGACGAUUCUGACGACGAGAGCAGCAGUGAUGAGAGCAAGACGAGGCGGAGUGCCAUUUCAGGCAAAAAGAUCAAGAUGAAGAUUGAAAAAGACGCCGAGGAUUUGGCCAAUGAACGAGCCAGGAAGGAACUCUUGCAAUUCAUGAACAGUUCUUUCAAAUGA
This is a messenger RNA of Seminavis robusta, 540 nucleotides long. NCBI's taxonomy places the organism in Eukaryota, Bacillariophyta, Bacillariophyceae, Naviculales, Naviculaceae. The record is from the annotation of a GenBank genome assembly.